This is a messenger RNA of Pimephales promelas (fathead minnow), 3471 nucleotides long. It is a transcript of the gene coro1cb, whose product is annotated as coronin 1Cb. Gene Ontology annotation, molecular function: actin filament binding. Gene Ontology annotation, biological process: cell migration; actin filament organization. The record is from RefSeq and is a predicted model, not a curated record. NCBI's taxonomy places the organism in Eukaryota, Metazoa, Chordata, Actinopteri, Cypriniformes, Leuciscidae.
UUUUCUCCCGUUCAUUCAGAAUAAAGGAGAGGAGGGAAGCUAUUGUGGCUAGCCGCAAUUCACUGAGACAGUCACCAGCACAAACAGAAUCUGUGAGAAAAUAAAUUAAUGUUUUGAAUUUGACGCCCUGAGAGACCUAGUACUGAUAAAGAAAUGAUCAGACGAGUGGUACGACAGAGUAAAUUCCGUCAUGUGUUUGGUCAGGCGGUGAAGAAUGACCAGUGCUAUGAUGACAUUAGGGUUUCGCGGGUUACCUGGGACAGUGCCUUCUGUGCAGUAAACCCCAAAUUUGUUGCUAUUAUUGUAGAGGCUAGUGGGGGUGGAGCUUUCCUUGUUCUACCUCUGCAAAAGACAGGUCGUAUUGACAAGGCCUACCCCACUGUUUGUGGUCACACGGGCCCUGUGCUGGACAUCGACUGGUGCCCGAACAAUGAUCACGUCAUUGCCAGCGGCUCUGAAGAUUGUACAGUAAUGGUGUGGCAAAUCCCUGAGAACGGCCUCACCUCACCUCUUUCUGAGCCAGCCGUGGUGUUGGAGGGUCACUCCAAAAGGGUGGGCAUUGUGACGUGGCAUCCAACAGCUCGCAAUGUUCUGCUAAGUGCGGGAUGCGAUAAUCUCAUCAUCGUUUGGAACGUGGGCACAGGAGAAGCUCUGAUCAACCUGGAGGACAUGCAUCCUGACGUGAUCUUCAGUGUGUGCUGGAGUCGCAACGGCAGCCUCAUUUGUACCGCAUGCAAGGAUAAGAAAGUGCGCGUUAUCGAUCCACGCAAGGGCAAGAUCACUGCAGAGAAGGAUAAGGCCCAUGAGGGUGCCCGGCCCAUGAGGGCCAUCUUCCUGGCUGAUGGAAACAUCUUCACCACCGGCUUCAGUCGUAUGAGUGAGCGGCAGCUGGCCUUAUGGAAUCCAAAAAACAUGGAAGAGCCAAUAUCAGUGCACGAAAUGGACACCAGCAAUGGGGUGUUGCUUCCCUUUUAUGACCCUGACACUAAUGUGGUCUACCUGUGUGGAAAGGGUGACAGCAGUAUCCGUUAUUUUGAGAUCACAGACGAGGCACCGUAUGUGCACUACCUCAACACGUUUUCCAGCAAGGAACCUCAGAGAGGCAUGGGAUACAUGCCUAAAAGAGGCCUAGACGUCAACAAGUGCGAGAUAGCCAGGUUUUAUAAACUUCAUGAGAGAAAGUGUGAGCCAAUUAUCAUGACCGUCCCUAGAAAGUCAGACCUCUUCCAGGACGACCUCUAUCCGGACACAGCAGGUCCAGACCCGGCGCUAGAGGCUGAGGAGUGGUUCGAAGGCAAGAAUGGCGAACCAAUCCUGAUCUCGCUCAAACAUGGUUAUGUCCCGGGCAAGAACCGUGACCUCAAAGUAGUCAAGAAAAAUCUGCUGGAUAACAAGGCAACCAAGAAGGUGGAGGAGCCAGCAACUCCUCAGAAACCUGCCUCUCCUCAGCUAACCAGAAAGAAUGAAGUGAAGUUAGAGGAGCUGUUGCGAGAAGUCAAGUCCCUUAGAGAUCUGGUCACGCUGCAGGACAGGAGAAUCGCCAAACUGGAAGAGCAGGUGGCUAAAGUGGCAAUCUAAGACACUGGUGGUGGUCUGAGCCAUAGCGUCAGUAAGGAGAGAAAGAGAGAGAUUCAGGUGGGCAGGGGAGGUCAGUCACUGCCAAAAUUUCUCAAUUUGACUCGAUCAUUCCGCUUGGUGUUUCUCACAUGGACAACUUCAAGCAACAUUCCAAGAUGGACUUUUACUUUUUGUCAAGUCUCCCCCAAGCAUUCGCAUAACAGAAGCAUAAUUGUGGCAAAGAGCGCUCACUGGUUUUAACUGAUGUUUUACAUUUUGUUAAAAAUGUUCUUACUUUUUUAGUUAUUGUAACAUUGUUUCCAUGAGUAUUCUGAUAUUUACCAGUAUGUUACAGAGUGUCAUUGUAUAUACAAAUCAGUAUUUCUCUUUCCUUUUUUGUUGUGCUGCCAAAUUUGAGGUGAUGAUGGUCGCCUCUCCUUUUAUUUCUACUUUUAUAUGUUUUUCCCAGUUGUAGAUAGUGGCUUAUUGAAAAACAUGAAUUUACAUGUCAUACUAUUCAAAGUGGGACAUAAGAAGAAAAGGCAGUAACGUGUGAUUGUAAAGGCCAUUGGUACUUCAUAAACGAAUCAUUGGUGAUGAUACGGAUAUGAUUUAAGGCUGGCCCACAUGAUCAUAAACAUGAUGAUAAAAAACAUAAUUUCAACCGAUUCCAUUCACAAAAACCAAAAAAAAACAAAAAACUGAUCCCAACCGAGAACACUGGAAAUCUCGCAAAAUCUUAAAAUGUGCUUUGAACCAAUCGGAUUGCUUAGGUCCUAAGGUGGGACUCAUCUCUUCACCACACCGGCAGCUCGAUUUCUGAUUUUGUAUCAUUUCGUUCCAAGUUACAAUCUACAGAGUGCAUGCGUGUGUGUCUUUGGGAUUCCCCUCACACAACAGAACUUCUGAUCGUAUUGGAUACUUCUUGGAUAUUUACGAUUUGAGAUCAGUGUGGUCCCGAGCAGAUUCAAUCACCCUUAACGCACCUCACACCACAAGAAAAUCUGAUAAGAUAAUCUGUCAAUAAUCUGUCGGAUAAUCAGGACUUUACCGGGGAUUGUCGGAAGAGGAGAAUUGGGCCCAAAAUCGGCCCAAUUAUCUUGUAGUGUUUGGGUUUUCUAGUGAAACCUAAGAAAUGCCCAUAACCAUUAAAGUUCAAUAUUUCGGAUUUUAAAAUCGGUCCAUAUACUGUUCAUUGCGAUGAUCAUGACCACUGAAGUAUUAAGCACAUUGUCUUCUCCUCCAUUGCCUGGCUGUGAGAUCAUCAUAAUUGAUUAUAAAGCAUCCACCAACAGGGUUUUUCAAAAUAUAACACAAUCAGUUACAGUUUAUCCAGAAGCAAUAACGGUAACGUUGCAGAAUGAAUGUGAACUUAAACCUGUACUUGUUCAAAAUAUAUUAAUCAUGCAUAGGCAUCAUAAAUCAAAAACCUACCGCUGUAACUUUAUAGUAAUUAUGAAAUUACUGUUGCACCUCAGGAAAUCAAACACUUUUAAGUCAGAAACAUUGGAUGCUCAAUACUUGCCAUUUGCAUGACUUUAUUUGUCCACAGAAAUAGUAUCAAAUGGCUUUUUUUUUUUUGUUGCUAUCAUUAUCUAUGUUUGCCCCCACUUUUGAAUUAUUCAUCAUGUUUCAGAAUAUUGGACUGACACAUGCUCUGAUACAUGAACUUGGCUUUACGAGGCAGUGGCUACCUGCGAGCUCUUCUGAUGUAUAUGUACUGUAAAUGUAUUGGUGCCUCUAUGUGUGUUUCUGGUUUUAGACAGACCUCCUCAGUUGACCACUGCUGGAGGACAUCAUCCAUGGAUCUGAGCACUUAUCUGUGUCCUAAACAGUCUUGUGCAUGCAUUCCAAACUUCACCUACAAUAAAAAAGGUUGACACUACAAUAAAUCCUUUCAUUAAUAUUUCUUCA